ACACCGAUUGUUCGUCAGUGCACGUUCGUCUUGAACACAGAGCGAAUCGGGUGUUACGUUGUCGACGGAAAAUUACGUUUUGUUCGGUUGUGCACGAUGUUGUUGCUGCCAGCGUGAGUGCAUCAACGGAGGAAACUGUACAUUUAUCGGGAUUACUAUGCGACCUGCUACGCAUCAUUCUUGUGUGCGGUUGACGAACCGGAGCUGAGAUGUACGUCCUGGCGAAUCGUUUCGCGAUGAACUGAUCUCGCGAUUCGAGGGACGACGUUUUCGGGUCGAGUCCGUGAUCGUGCGUGGCUGCCAGGACAAACAGGGACGAGAUAAAGAACGAAGAAGAAAGCGGCGGAGGAGGAGGAAAAAUGAGGGCCUCGUUGCUGUUGCUGGGGGGCAUCGUGGUAUUCUCGCUCGCGGUCGCGAGAGCUCUCUCCUGCGUAUGUUCGCCCUUCGAGUGUGACAUUCUCACCGACGACGACUGCCCCGGAGGCCUCACUUGGGAUCCCUGCAGAUGCUGCAAAGUGUGCGCUCGUGUCGAGGGAGAACCGUGCGGUGGCCUGUUUGGAUUUUCCGGAAGUUGUGCUGACGGCUUACAAUGUGUCAUCAAAAAUUUGCUGCCCAACACUCGAGAGGUGGACGAGGGAGUCUGUACAAAGAUCCCAGGCAGAUGGAGGAGGCAUUGCCCGCACGGGCCAAGAAUGUCCGAACCUGGUUGCAACUUGGUAUCUGAGGGGACCGCCGGACAGAACGGAAAUACGGUUGCAACAGGAAAAUGCGUUUGUGGGCCGUCGGUGCCGUGGUGUCCGAACGAACCGCGUCCCUACGAUUAUUCUACUCGACGCGAGUGCACGCUCAACCUUGCUGCAAAGAUGAAUUACGAUGACCUCUUUAAUUCCGGAAACACGCCAAGCGACGACGUCGAAGGAGGCACGCGUGGCGUCGACUGCCCGGAGGAUAGCGUCCGAGGAGAGAACGGCGAGUGCAAAUGCGCAGCCAUCGACUGUCCAUCGGUCGAAUGCCAAGCGGGUCAACGUCCGAUGCAAGUGAAGCCAGCGGACCCUGAAACGCCAGGUAGCUGUUGCGCUCGUUACGAUUGCGUGCCCACAGACCCUCGAGGAUCCGAACCGUGUCCGGAGAACAGCGUGCUCACCGAGGAUGGAAAAUGCGAGUGCGCGCCCUGCCCACCGGCUAGAUGUCAAUCCGGACAUCGGCCCGUUCAAGUCAGGCCUGCCCUCGAUCGCGAGACGCCCGGAAGCUGUUGCCCGCUCUACGAGUGUAGACCCGCAGAGUCCGUCUACCGGAUAGAAGUGGCGACCGAGACGACAAAGAAGGCAGAAUAUUGUAUCUACGAGGGCAAGGCGAGAAAGUUGGGCGAACGAUGGCAACAGUCGGACUGCGUGAACUGCGUUUGUCAAGAGGACGGGGUAUCCUGUCAAGAACCGAUGUGCAAGUCCUGCGAAAACGCGAUUCCUCCCGAUCCUGGCGAGUGUUGCCCUCACUGUCCGCCGCUUACGAACGCGACGUUUCACGAACCCCGACUGCCCUGUCGAACAUCGUUGGAAGGAUGCGAGUUAACGUGCCAGCGUGGUUACGCCACGGACGAAAAUAAUUGCCCGGUGUGCAGUUGCGACGAAUCCAAGGACGACGACGCGACGAUGACGCAACGUCCGGCUACCAACGACGACAAGAUUUGCCCGAAACCGCCGCGUUGCGAGGUCAACUGCGAGAUCGCGAAGGACGAAGAUGGGUGCCCGACGUGCACUUGCCAGAGUAUGGAAACCUUCGAGCAGCCUGUCACCGACACCGUGUCCACGGACGACGAGGGGAAGAAGAUUUGUCCCGAGGUAAAGUGCGACUUGCACUGCGAACGGGGAUUGGUGAUGGACGAAAACGACUGCACGUUCUGCAAGUGCCGGGAACCGGACUCGCCGGGCUGCCCGCCUCUGCUCGGAUGCAGGAAACGAUGCGCCUUUGGUUACAAGACGAACAAACGCGGUUGUCCGAUGUGUCGCUGUCGUGCUUCCUGCAUGGACCAUCUUAACGGAACGCAUCCGGAAGGAUCGACCUGGCAUCAAAACUCGUGUACCUCGUGUACCUGCGAAGCCGGAGGGAAGCUCAACUGCAAAGAGACUGUUUGCUCGGUAGCUUGCAACGAUCCGUUGCCCCCGCAACCGGGAACUUGUUGUCCGGUCUGUCCAAUUACGCCGUCGAAAGGAAACGGAGCGACCAGCGGACAUCAUCCGGCGGGCAAAGGCUGGGGCACGGUACCGAUCACUUUGAUCGCGAUAUUGACGUUGCUCUGCGUGCUGUUGAUCGUUCACAUCGUUCGCGGCCGAUUCCGAGCUCGUCUCUCGCCAUCCGACGCCUCUUACUCCAGCUACCCUCCGCAGUACUACAAAUGCGUGCCAGCGUACGACACGCCGGUGCAUCGAAACGAGAAAAUCGUACCUUUGUAAAAGACUGUCUGACGAACCGGGCAAAACACGAGACACGGUUGGACAGGCGGUGUUUAAGCGCCGGCUACGUCUUCGCACAGCGUCGAACGAGAGAACGAAGACCGAACGAGAGAAUAUUUGCGAAGAAACCGCGGCCGCCGCCAGCGAGUCCGAACCUGCUGUUCGACCGGUUAAAAAUACCAUAUUGUAGAUUCAGUAUUAUUUGUAAGUAGCGGACGGUUUUUCGAUCGUAAGGGAAGACAAUUGGAACAUUGUUACCGAAGUUGAAAGCCGUGAUCCACGGCUAUCGGUACCUUCUCAGACGCCCCCCUUACCAACCCCAUCCCUAAUUCGAUGCGAUGUCGUGUUGCGAUGUGUAAAUUAUAAUAUAAAAGCUAGCGUGAUUAUCACGAAGAGGUAAACAGAAGUAAAUACGCUAACGAUAAACUUAGUAGAGAUCAUCCUAACUUAGUCGUAGUAUUAGUUUCCUCGAUCUCUGGACCAUCGUUGUGUUUCGCGUUGCCGAUACUUGCAUCGUAUUUUCGCCACUUUCCACGCCAUUCCCACGCGCUCUGCCCCUAUUUUCCUUUGGUAUUCCUACGCCUUCUCUUUUCCACCGACUCUCCUGCCUUUUCCCCUUCCCUCUUAUCGUUCUCAUGUUCGUACGUGGAACGCGUUUUGUUCUAUCGAGAAUCCAAGGGACAAAGACGAACGUCGUCGAUCCACCAUUCUAAACGACGUCCCUUGUUCUCGGAGCUGCGUUCGUCUCUAACGAUGCAUCCUGUCGACGCGGAAGAUCUUCGACUACGGAAUAGCACGCCAUCUUCUUGCACCAUUCCCGAUGAAAUCGUCGUAAUCUCGUAAUUUGUCAUCGACUAGCGACCGCGCGAGACGAGGGAAUAAUAAUCCUUUUCCCAUUCGUACGAACAGUCAGGAAGCUGGCAGGCUUAAUCCUGCCGCUUAAACAGAGACUGUUCCUACACGAAGACGUCGUCUAUGCUUCGUUCUGUGAAACGUAACGCUGUGAAACGUUCGAGCGAGGAUCGAGCGUAUUUUAUCUCCGAUAAAACGCGACGUUCUUAUUUCAAAAGCAACCGCGCGACCAAAUUCCCCGCGUACCAGCCGUUUUAUUUUAUUCUCCUUUUUCUUUUAUCUUUUUCUAACGAAAGAUAAAAGAAGCGUCGAGCGUCUUCCGUCACCUCCCCCUUCCCACCCUUUUCGAUUUUGAUCCAGAGCAAUUUCGAAUAUGCACCGCUCCGUUUUCACUUGGCACACACCUGUACAUAUCUAUCCGAAAAUCUACUCGCCCUGUACAAUCUUGCCAUCCCGGCGGCGUUACUUGCUAAAUAUUAACAAGCGAUGCGCGCGCUCUACGAGAUCGUUCGGGUGUAUCGUGCUCGUUUCCAGACUCGAUAUCACGCGGCAAGCGUAUCUCGCGCAGCAGCGAUAACGACGCAGCUAUGACAUAGCCUGUAAUGUACUUAGUUACUGCGAAAGAAGGAAACUGCGGAAAGGAACGGGAGAGAAAAAGCGAGCGAGAGGGGAAGCGAGAGGGGAAGCGAGAUGGAAGAUUGCGAGCGCCUACUCGUGGAUGCAUGUAUAGCUGUAGUAUAAGUAAGCGAGAGAGAAACAGAGAAAAAGAGGAUAAAAGUGGCGAUCGAAGGAAAUUGCCUUCGAACAGCGUAGCCUAAUGGAAAUACGAAAGAAUUUCCUUUGCGUCUGGUUUGUGGCGCGCCGACGCCGAUCGUUGUUGUAACGCGCGAAAUAACCGAUUUGUCGUGCAAAACGUAUAUUAAACAUAUCUCUCUGUGCUUGGACGCAAACGCGCGUGCCCGCACCUAGAACCUCGUCUUAUCAUUCCUUCUCUCCUAAACUUAACGCGUACAUAUAUUUUUCCAAUGCGACACUCGCGUCUUAUUGUACAUCGUCUCUGACCGUUUACCGUCUAGUAAUGCUAAAAUUGUCCGCGUGUACGCGUAUUGGCGCGCGCGUCGUGUCUACCGUAUGUAGAACGAUCGUCGAUUAAUCGCAGACUGUAUUUCGUACGUGUAAAUGUACGUUGGAGACAAUAUGUAUCGACGACAGGUUCGUACGAUGUUCCCGUGACGCGCGACAGCGAUGCGCGAGCCUCUGUCGUUUCUCCCUCUUCACCGCGUUCUUACUGCGCGUUCCGCUGCCAAAACGUGUAAACGAGAAUAGAGUAUCUCAUCUAGUCCCGUCUUGGUAAUCUCUGGCUGAACUCGCUGUUCGCUGUUCACCGCUCGCCGUUCCCCAACUGUUGGCCCGAACAUUUUCUAUGGAGGACGAAACGCCUCCGCCUAACGCGGAGAAGCACGAGACCAGUACUACGAUCGUCGGAGUUGUGGCGAAACGUUCGCGAAAGUAGUAAAAUUCAGCACGGAGCGGUGGAGACGCGGUGAAAAGCAGCCAACCGAGGAGGACACCGAGAAACGAAUAGUCUCGUGCUUGCGCGCCCUUUUUGUGUACAGUUUCACCGUAACGAAAUGUCAUAUCAAUGUAACCUAGACUUUAUUUAAUAUAUGCAAACUCGUAUGCAUAUUGAAAUCGUGCGUCAUGUUUAAAAGAUAGCUCUUGUAUGUUAAAUAAAACGAGACUAAAUAAAAUUGUUGAUAUGUGA
Bombus impatiens (common eastern bumble bee) is the source of this 5067-nucleotide messenger RNA. It is a transcript of the gene cmpy, whose product is annotated as cysteine-rich motor neuron 1 protein-like. The record is from RefSeq and is a predicted model, not a curated record. Lineage: Eukaryota; Metazoa; Arthropoda; Insecta; Hymenoptera; Apidae. Gene Ontology annotation, biological process: regulation of cell growth; regulation of signal transduction. Gene Ontology annotation, molecular function: serine-type endopeptidase inhibitor activity; insulin-like growth factor binding. The coding region runs from base 360 to 2450 and encodes 696 amino acids. The transcript is spliced from 11 exons. Gene Ontology annotation, cellular component: extracellular region.